GUUCGCCAUUGGCUGUUAGAAUCCGCUCGGUACUUGGUGCCGCGUUUCAAUUUGUAAAUUGUUUUUAAAAAAAAUUGUUUUGUUAUGGAGGGGUUCAGUGAAGUGUCUGAUAAAAGAAAAUGUAAAGUGAUGACGGAGAAAGAUCUUCUUGGUAUUGCACAAAAUUUAGGUAGUGGAUGGCAGCAGCUGGCUACUGAGCUAGGACUAAAACAGGCCCAGAUUGAACAGCAAGCAGAACAAGGAGGAGCUAAUGUUGUUGAUAAGAUUCAUGGUUGCCUGAUCAAGUGGAAGCAAAAAUCUGGUCAACAAGCAACAUUCCAAGUCAUGGUGGAUGCUUUAAAGAGAGUUGAAAACUCCUGUACAUUUGACUGGGAACUAAUAGCGGAGGUAGUGAUAGGUGAGGCUGAUAAUCCAGAUGCUGGUGUACAUUCCAGGACCCAAGCCCAGGGUGUUGACAUGACUUGUGAUACUGGAGAAUCAGGACCAAGUGGUGACCAAGCAAGUUGUAAAAACCCUCCAGGUGACGAUCUGGAUAAUUUAUGUUAAGUGAAGAACAAAAGGGAUUUCUAUCAGGUACUGGUCUUACAUCGGACUCCAUAUUGAACAUCAAGUUUGUGUAGGCCAUAACCAAGGUAGAAACAAGAAAAGGGAUCCCAAAUGUUCUAUCGUUAUUCCAACAGAAGAACAAAUCAACAAUGGCAACCAGUUUUGUGUAGAAAAUUUAGGAAAACGAGGUUAUGAUGGUCUCCUAGAUUAUUUACUUUACUGAAGUCACUUGAUGCAUGUAAAACAUAAAUGUAUAUUUUAAUAAUAGCCUACCAGCAAAAACUUGCAAGUUAAUUAUUAACCUUGACCUUAAAUACGAACUGCAUUUAAAUUAAAGUGCCAAGUACAAUUUCCUUUUUUAUUAUUAUUAUUAUUAUUAUUAUUUUUUUUUUUUUAUUAUUAUUAUUAUUUUGGU
Messenger RNA from Gigantopelta aegis, 961 nucleotides. RefSeq names its product ankyrin-2-like. Gene Ontology annotation, molecular function: protein binding. Bases 85 to 546 code for a protein of 153 amino acids. The record is from RefSeq and is a predicted model, not a curated record. The transcript has 6 exons. NCBI's taxonomy places the organism in Eukaryota, Metazoa, Mollusca, Gastropoda, Neomphalida, Peltospiridae. Gene Ontology annotation, biological process: signal transduction.